This is a messenger RNA of Colletotrichum higginsianum IMI 349063, 1419 nucleotides long. RefSeq names its product WH2 domain-containing protein. The transcript has 2 exons. Lineage: Eukaryota; Fungi; Ascomycota; Sordariomycetes; Glomerellales; Glomerellaceae. Bases 1 to 1419 code for a protein of 472 amino acids. Gene Ontology annotation, molecular function: actin binding. The record is from RefSeq and is a predicted model, not a curated record.
AUGCCCCCUCCACCGCCGCCGCCGCCGCCUCCGAUGCCUGCGAUGGGUGGCCCUCCGCCGCCACCCCCUCCGCCAGGAGGUCCUCCGGGAGCUGGUGCUCUGCCUGCUAGACCGCCUGGAGGGGCGAACAGAGGGGCUCUUCUCACCGAUAUCACUAAAGGCAAGGCCCUCAGGAAAGCCGUUACGAACGAUAGGUCCGCCCCGAUAGUUGGACAGUCAUCCGGCGGCCCAGGGGGCCCGCCUGUAGGAGGUGCACCACCAAUUCCAGGCUUGGGAGGUCUACCCAAACCUCCCGGUGGAUUGGCCCCUCCGGUGCCGGGAAAUCGAGCUAGAAGCAACAGUGACCAGAGCGGAAGGGAAAGCACACCUGCGCCGCCGAUGGAGGCGGCACCACAGCUUGGUGGUCUGUUUGCUGGCGGCAUGCCAAAGCUACGCAAGACUCGUGGAGCUGUCGACACGGGCGCUUCUGCAGACUCUUCGUACCUCUCGGAUCCUGAGAGCAACGUGCGAUCAUCCUCGGCGCCGAAGCCACCAACUUUCGGAGCGCCAAAGCCUCCAGGAGGUGCGGCGCCGGCCCCGCCGGGAAGACCGCCUCUACCUCCCCCCACCGCUGCCCCAGCACUACCGCCAUCGAUCGCCAACCUGCGCAAGACGACGAGCGAUGUACCCAGACCGGGCUCGUCAGCAUCGAUGAAAGGACCCCCGCCUCCCAUCGGCAAGAAGCCUCCACCACUGCCUGCAUCCCGGAAGCCUUCUUCCACGCCCUCCAGCCAUCCACCCCCAGUACCAGGUGCACCAGCUCCUGGAGCCCCUCCUCCUCCUCCUCCGUCAAAUGCUCCAGCACCUCCUCCACCCGCGCCCCCCUCGGCACCCCCCUCGGCACCCCCCUCGGCGCCGCCGCCCCCCCCUGCCGCUGUUGCACCUCGAGCUCCAGCGCCGUCACCACCCUCACGAUCCCCAGCACCUCCGCCGCCUCCACCAGCAUCGAAUGGGUCUUCACCGCUGGCAAUGCAAGCUGCCCUGCGAGCAGCCGGGCAAGCAUCUCCCAGUGCUGCUCCCCCGCCGCCGCCUUCAAACGCACCAUCACCCCCUGCUGCUGCACCCCCCCCGCCAGCCGCUCCCCCUUCACGGGCCCGCGCCGGUUCCGGUCUUCGUUCGUCCAUGUUGGACCCAAGUGCUUUCACUCUGGCUCCCAACGGCGCAAAGAGCCCUAGUCCUACUCGAUCUAGCACGACGGCCAGUCUGCACGCCGGUGGAGGAGGUGGCGGCGGAGGUGGUCAACGGUACAUUGUUCAAGAUCCACGGUGGAAGUUUCAAGACGAGGCUAUGCUACCAAAGCCGAGGGAUUUCGUCGGCGGUCCUCGACGCUACAGGGCUGGCAGAGGCAGCAGUGUUCCCCUUGACUUGAGUGCUCUGUGA